CUUGACUCCUGUGCAGAGAGCACAGUACGCUCAGCGUCACAGGCUUACUUCUCUUUGCUUUUGCCCCCUCGUCUCCACUGCUUGACCCGGGGAUAGACCCUCCAGCUGCUACCCUUUACCUGGUGAACCUCUGGCUUUAGGAGCUGUACCUCCCCCUGGUUUGAAUAAGACACACGUUUGACUUUUUGUCACAGAAUGUCCUUGGGAGGAGGGAACAAGUGUGGCUCUUGCCAGAAGACGGUGUACUUUGCAGAAGAGGUGCAGUGCGAUGGACGGAGCUUCCACAAGUCCUGCUUCCUGUGCAUGGUGUGUAGGAAGAACUUGGACAGCACCACAAUAGCGGUCCACAGUGACGAGAUCUAUUGCAAGGCCUGCUAUGGCAAGAAGUAUGGGCCAAAAGGCUACGGCUUCGGACAGGGUGCCGGCACGCUGAGCACGGACACUGGAGAGUCUCUGGGGAUUCAACCUGCUGCAGCUGCUCUUCAUCAGCCCACCACCAACACCAACACGUCCAAGCUGGCCCAGAAGUUCGGUGGGUCCGAUAAGUGCCCACGAUGCGGCAAGGCAGUCUACGCCGCUGAGAAAGUGAUCGGAGCCGGAAGUGCAUGGCAUAAGAAUGGAUGCUUUCGCUGCGCCUUGUGUGGGAAAGGGCUGGAGUCAACUACGUUGGCCGACAAGGAUGGAGAAAUCUACUGCAAAGCAUGUUAUGCAAAAAACUUUGGACCCAAAGGAUUCGGCUAUGGACUGGGUGCAGGGGCCCUGUCUCACACCUAGUGCAGACCAGCUCCUAGCCUUCCUAUGUCCUCCUCAGAGCAGAAGGUCAGCGGACAUGGCUGCUCUACUGCCUCCUGUCACUGGGACCACCACCCUGGGGAGGGCUGCUUCUUGAAACACAUGAAUAUGUAGCUGGUGGCAGUAUGAAUCCUUUGAUUUCAAGAUUUCCCAUUAUAAACCUCCAGUGUUAGCCAUUCAAAGCUAUGUCAGCCAGUUACUGAUGUCGCAAAGAACCAGAAUAAAAUAAUUUGAAAAAAAAAGAAUUUAUUCUUGAGAAACGUCUGAUGGUGUUAUAAUGGGUCUAAGAAAGUUGUCAAAUUUAAGUAAUUAUCUUGAUGUAUUUAACUUAUGAACAGCGAUGAAAUGCAAUGCAAGGACUCUAAUCAUCUGGUUGACAUUCGCCUCUCCCCACUAAUGACUUUAAUGUAAAUAAAUGUUGAUCAUACAUGUUA
This is a messenger RNA of Gadus macrocephalus (Pacific cod), 1226 nucleotides long. Its product is annotated as cysteine and glycine-rich protein 1-like. Gene Ontology annotation, cellular component: Z disc; nucleus; cytoplasm. Gene Ontology annotation, molecular function: actinin binding; structural constituent of muscle. Gene Ontology annotation, biological process: muscle tissue development; sarcomere organization. Bases 196 to 774 code for a protein of 192 amino acids. Lineage: Eukaryota; Metazoa; Chordata; Actinopteri; Gadiformes; Gadidae. The record is from RefSeq and is a predicted model, not a curated record. The transcript has 6 exons.